This is a messenger RNA of Nelumbo nucifera (sacred lotus), 1737 nucleotides long. Lineage: Eukaryota; Viridiplantae; Streptophyta; Magnoliopsida; Proteales; Nelumbonaceae. The record is from RefSeq and is a predicted model, not a curated record.
AUGGUAGAAAUUACUUGGCUUGGUCUAAGGAAAUGUGGUUGUAUAUCACAGCCAAGGGUAAGAACUUACCAACUACAAGCAGAAUCUUCGACAUAUAAGGAAGGAGAAAGGAACUUAUCAACAUAUUAUUCUGCCCUCACUUCAGUUUGGAAAGAACUAGACUAUUACCAGAAUAUUGAGUGGGAAAGUGAAAAGGAUGCUAAAGCAUAUAAAAAGUUAGUUUCACAACAAAGGGUGUUCGCUUUCCUUCUAGGUUUGAAUCUUGUGUAUGAACCUAUUCGCGUUCAGAUUUUGGACAGCAAGGAUCUUCCAUCUGUCCAAGAGGUUUAUGCACUUGUUCAGUCUGAAGAGAGUAGGAAGUUUGCCAUGAAUCCUCCUGAGGGGGAGACUAUUGUCCUUGCUAUAAGAACUUUCCAUGUGUCUACUGAUAACCUAGAAUCCCCAUGGAUUAUUGAUUUCGAUGCAUCCAACCACAUGACUGGUAAGUCAACCUUAUUUCAAACAUAUUCUCUUUUCUCUAGCAAAGAUAAAGAGAGGCUAGCAUAUGGAUCCUUCUCCUCCAUUGUUGGUCAAGGACCUAUAUCUUUGCCUUUUGGCCUCUCCUUAUCAAAUGAUUUGGCUAUCGGGAAGACAAUUGGUAGAGGGAAAAUGGUGGGUGGUCUCUACGUGCUGGAGAACAAAGUUGGCCUUUCAGUUUCAAAGUCUUUGAAUCCGUCGAGUAAGAAUCUUGUAGCACCACCAUUUAGGCCAUAUGUGUGGGGACCUGUUAAUAUUCUAAUUGAGAAUGGUUACAAGUAUUUUAUUUCCUUUGUUGAUGACUUCUCUCGCUAUACUUGGAUUUAUCCUAUGCAUUCAUGGGAGGUUCUUAAAAUUGUGAAAGACUUUCAACAUAUGGUUUAUACCCAAUUUCAAUCUGAGAUCCGAAUUUUUCAAGCAGAUAAUGCCAAAGAAUAUUUUCAUGGAGACUUUACAGAUUUCUUUGCAUCCUGUGGCUCUCAACAUAGAAGCUCAUGUGUCAGAACCCCACAACAAAAUGGGGUUAUGGAAAGAAAAAAUCGACAUCUCCUAAAAGUUACUCGAGGAUUAAUGUUACAGAUGAAUGUCCCAAAAAGAUUUUGGGUGGAUGUUGUUCUAACUGCUGCCUAUGUCAUCAAUAGAACACCAUCUUGUGUACCGGAUUAUAGGUCCCCUCAUCAACUCCUUUUCCCUAAAGCUCCUAUGUUUUCUACCCCUAUGCGGGUCUUUGGACGUAAGUGUUUUGUUCAUGAUCUCUCUCCUACUCGUGGUAAGCUUGAUCCCAAAGCUAUUGUGGGGAGAGUAGAGUUGAAGAGAAACAGUCAAACUCAAGUUUUGUUGCCCUUUAUUCCUAAUCCUCCUCCUUUUCGUGUCUUUUGGAGAUUGCGCUACAAAAAUCAAUGCCAACAGAGUUCAAUUGCCACAAAGCCACCAGAAAUCAUGCCAGCAAUGCCAUCAGAGUUUCAGGGGUUGCCUUCACCCCACCCAGAUACUAUUGUUCCAGUUGAUGUUCAUGAACCUAUUGAUAUUGACACUUCAAGUUGUGAUCUGAACCUCCCUAUUGCAAAAAGGAAGGGUGUUAGAUCAUGCACCACACAUCAUCGUAUAUCUCAUUUUUUGUCCUAUGAGAAUGUCUCAUCUUCUUUUCGUGCUUUUCUAUCUACCAUUGAUAGUUUUCCCCUUCCCAAGAGUGUUGCAGAGGCCUUACUUGUUUCUGAGUAG